AUGAGUUCACCCUUUUCCAUGUUGAAGAAAACCAAGCGCAGUCCACUGCAGGGCUCUCCCCAUGACCAAUGGGACAAACAAAAGCUCGCUCUCAGGAGGAAUCUGCAACAAGAGUUUGAGGAAGAUUUGGCUGCCAAUGACUCUUCUGAUCCAGCUCUGCACUCUUCUCUAUCUGGCAAAGACCCCUUCACCUCACGGCCCAAAAUGUCAUUAAACAAAGUAGAACGAUGCCAACCAGGCCUUCCUGGAAGUGACUCUGAGGUCACAUCUGCCAUGAUUCAGCGAGUGGCCUUGCUGGAGAAAACGGUGAAGACCCAAGCACAGGAGACAGAGAGAUUGGGAAAGAUUAUUUCCAUUUUGGAGGAGAAGCUGAGGGCUCAAGAGGAAUCAGUAAAGACACAUUGCUCAAGAGACAGAGAAGAUCUUGAAAGAAGGUUAAAACAGCUGCAAAAUCAAGUGUAUGAAAUGGAGACAUUUCUGGGUGACUGUGCUCUGGUCUCGGCAGAGAAUGAGGACAGCUCAGACGUCUGGCAGCCAGGAACAUCUGCAGACAGAAGCUUCCGUGUCGACUUUGACCUUGUGCUGCAGAGGAUCAAGGACCUGAACAUCGUGACAGGGGAAGGAGAGUGUUUUGUGCAAACAACAUUGACGGGAGCAAAGCUGGCAAAAAAGGAUCCAAUUCCACUUAGGCUCUACAGCAACGGCAUGAUGAUGUUUGAUGGUCCUUUCCGCUCUUAUCAGGAGCCCAGUACCCAGCAGUGCAUGCAAGACCUGAUGGAUGGCUAUUUUCCAUCAGAGCUUCAGCAAAGAUUUCCAGAUGGCAUACCAUUUGAGGCUCAUGACAGGCGACAUGAGGAAUUUGUCAUCAGGCGGCCAUGGGACACGUUUCCUGGCAAAGGACAGGCUCUUCUUCGGGAGAAAGAUGAAUCGUGGAAUGCAGUCAGCUCUCAGUUACAGGGUAAGAACCUGAGCACAGAGCGGUUCCUGAACAAGCUUCAAAAGGUGGUAGUCGAAGCCGAUAAGAUGAUCGAUAUCAGGGACUCGCUGAGGACAUUACUGCAGGGAUCAUCUGACACCCAGAGCAGCAGCUCGAUUCUCAUAAACACACCAGCACUGCAAGCAGAAGACGAGAGAAAGCAGACACACACAGAGAAACGUCCACCUGCCAAUGCCAGUAUCAAACUCAAGGUGAAAUCCGAAGAGGGAAACCGUACUUACAUGAUGAAAAUGUGCCUCUCAGAAACAGUCGGGGACCUGAGGAACCAUCUGGACAAGCACAGAGGGACUGUGCUGCCUGGUUACGACAUCAUCAGCGUGCUUCCCAAACGCUGCUUCAGUGAUGAUAGUCAGACGCUCCAAUCAUGUGGACUCUUGGCAAACACUACCCUGCUGCUGCUGCGAAAAACGCAGCAAAGUCAACCUCUGAUGGAAGUUUAUAAACUUACUUAAUGACUAUACCUUUUAUUUG
Molecule: messenger RNA, 1468 nt
Organism: Cololabis saira (Pacific saury)
Lineage: Eukaryota; Metazoa; Chordata; Actinopteri; Beloniformes; Belonidae
Gene: ubxn11
Product: UBX domain protein 11
Exons: 14
Coding region: 1-1449 (482 amino acids)
Biological process (GO): proteasome-mediated ubiquitin-dependent protein catabolic process
Molecular function (GO): ubiquitin binding
Source: RefSeq, a predicted model, not a curated record